This is a messenger RNA of Eurypyga helias (sunbittern), 1126 nucleotides long. Its product is annotated as histone-binding protein RBBP7. The record is from RefSeq and is a predicted model, not a curated record. The transcript has 9 exons. Gene Ontology annotation, cellular component: nucleus; ESC/E(Z) complex; NuRD complex. The coding region runs from base 83 to 1126 and encodes 347 amino acids. Gene Ontology annotation, molecular function: histone binding. Lineage: Eukaryota; Metazoa; Chordata; Aves; Eurypygiformes; Eurypygidae. Gene Ontology annotation, biological process: regulation of gene expression.
GGAGGACACGGUGGAGGAGCGCGUCAUCAGUGAGGAGUACAAGAUCUGGAAGAAAAACACCCCCUUCUUGUACGACUUGGUGAUGACCCACGCUCUGGAGUGGCCCAGCCUCACCGUGCAGUGGUUGCCUGAUGUGACCAGGCCAGAAGGAAAGGAUUAUGCUCUACACUGGCUGGUUUUGGGAACACACACGUCUGAUGAACAGAAUCACCUGGUUGUUGCAAGAGUCCAGAUUCCCAACGAUGAUCAGUUUGAUACCUCGCAGUAUGACAGUGAGAAAGGAGAGUUUGGUGGCUUUGGAUCCGUGACUGGCAAAAUUGAAACAGAGAUUAAAAUUAACCAUGAAGGUGAAGUAAACCGUGCUCGUUACAUGCCACAGAAUCCCUGCAUCAUUGCUACAAAAACACCGUCUGCUGAUGUGUUGGUAUUUGACUACAGUAAGCAUCCUUCAAAACCAGACCCAAGUGGAGAGUGUAACCCUGACCUCAGAUUAAGAGGGCACCAGAAGGAAGGCUAUGGCUUAUCAUGGAACUCGAAUUUGAGUGGACAUCUUCUCAGUGCCUCAGAUGAUCAUACUGUGUGUUUGUGGGAUGUAAGCGCUGGCCCAAAAGAAGGCAGAGUUGUUGACGCAAAAGCAAUCUUUACUGGGCACUCUGCAGUAGUAGAAGACGUGGCGUGGCAUCUGCUCCACGAGUCUCUGUUUGGAUCCGUGGCUGAUGAUCAGAAGCUGAUGAUCUGGGACACAAGAUCUAACACCACGUCCAGGCCAAGUCAUUCUGUGGAUGCUCAUACAGCCGAGGUCAACUGUCUGUCCUUCAAUCCUUACAGCGAGUUCAUUCUAGCAACUGGUUCUGCUGACAAGACGGUGGCUUUGUGGGAUCUUCGAAACUUAAAAUUGAAAUUGCAUUCUUUUGAGUCUCAUAAAGAUGAAAUUUUUCAGGUUCACUGGUCUCCUCAUAAUGAAACAAUUCUUGCUUCAAGUGGUACUGAUCGUCGGCUUAAUGUAUGGGACCUGAGUAAAAUUGGAGAAGAGCAGUCUGCGGAGGAUGCGGAAGAUGGGCCUCCCGAGCUGCUGGUAUGCUUUUGUUGGGGUUCCCGCCUGCUGACGAGCUGCAUGGCGGCGUGA